Messenger RNA from Oryza brachyantha (malo sina), 1164 nucleotides. RefSeq lists its product as uncharacterized. The coding region runs from base 137 to 760 and encodes 207 amino acids. Lineage: Eukaryota; Viridiplantae; Streptophyta; Magnoliopsida; Poales; Poaceae. The record is from RefSeq and is a predicted model, not a curated record. The transcript is spliced from 2 exons. Gene Ontology annotation, cellular component: membrane.
AGUCUGGCUCCCUUCGUCUCCAUUCUGUUGCUGUACCAACGACACCGCCACCGCCACCCCCCAACCUCUCCUCUCCCCCCGAAAUCCUCGUGAAUCUCUCGUUCUCGCCGCGCCGACGACGACGAGGCUGCCUCGGAUGCUCCCGGCCUCGCACCCGCUCCUCUACGCCUGCGCCUACCGCGACAGCGCCCUCGUCGCCGAGCUCGCGCACGCGGACGACGGCGGCGGGGGCGGGGGCGGCGGUGGCCGCGGCGGGGACGACGACGUCCCGGCGGUCGCGGCGGCGCUGGUCGCCGAGGCGCCCGCGCACCACCGGCACGUCACCCACACCGCGUCCGGGCGGGCGCACGCGGUGCUGCUCGCGCCGCCGCUCGUGCUCGCGGCGGUCUCGCGCGCGCCGCAGCUCCCGUCGUCGCACCUCCUGCUCUUCCUCCGGAGACUGCGAUGCCUCCCGGGGCACCGGAUGCGGGACGAGAUGCCCCGUCUGGCGCUCCGCCUGCCGUUCCCCGACGAGGAGGCGCUCGCGCGGGAGUCCGGCGAGGUCGCCGCCGUGGAGGCCGAGGCGGAGGAGGCGGAGCGGAGGGAGGGCGAGCUCUCGAGGAGGACGCCCAAGAGGGAGCGCCGGGCCCGCGGCGGCGGCGCCGGGUGGACGUGGAGGCGGAAGCUUUGGCUCAUCGUCCUCGCGGAUCUGGUGCUCCUCUGCGUCCUCUUCGCUGCCUGGCUCGCCGUGUGCAAGGGAUUCAGCUGCAUUGGCCGGUAAAUAGGUAAAAAGAGUGCUAGGUUUCAAGACAAAAAAAUGUGGAGAUUAUUGAUGCAGUACUUUCUCCUCAUGCAUAAUGCAAUUGAAAUUGGAAAGUGGUGGCCAUGUGAUCUGCCAGGAUUGCAAAGAUAAAGGCAAAAAGGGUACAGGCACUCAUCGGCGACUGUUACUUCCUGUUAUAUGAAACAUCUUUGAAAAAUGAAGCCCAAUGGCCUUGCUAGACUUCAUAAGUUUGAAUUUGUUGGUUUGGUUGAGGACAUCUGUAAACCCAGUAGUGUAAUUUUUUUGUUCAUUUACUAUACAAAGCAAACGUUGAAAUUUUGCCUCAUCGAGCUUGUUUCCCACAUUUUGUUCAGGACAGAACCAAAUACAUCUGAAUUCUACUGUUAUUACCUUCCACAAUA